Mustela erminea (ermine) is the source of this 478-nucleotide messenger RNA. Its product is annotated as small ubiquitin-related modifier 2-like. The record is from RefSeq and is a predicted model, not a curated record. Gene Ontology annotation, biological process: protein sumoylation. The transcript has a single exon. Gene Ontology annotation, molecular function: protein tag activity; ubiquitin-like protein ligase binding. Lineage: Eukaryota; Metazoa; Chordata; Mammalia; Carnivora; Mustelidae. Gene Ontology annotation, cellular component: nucleus. Bases 191 to 478 code for a protein of 95 amino acids.
GCCUCACAAAAGGGAUCUGAAAUCGACUGGGAUGGUAUAUAUUAAAUAACAAAUAUGUACUUCCCAAGGCACUCCAAUGGAGAAGAAUUAAGCCUUCUUCUGCCACUCCUGGUGCUGCUUGUGUGCUCGCUCGGUGUGGACCUGGCCCCUCUCUGGUGAAGCAGCAGCUGAGGAGACUCCAGUGCUCGUCAUGGCCGAGGAAAAGCCCAAGGAAGAAGUCACGACUGAGAACAGCAAUCAUAUUCAUUUGAAGGUGGCGGGGCAGGAUGGGUCUAUGGUGUACUUUAAGAUUAAGAGGCAUACGCUACUUAGUAAACUGAUGAAAGCCUACUGUGAACGACAGGGUCUGUCCAUGACGCAGGUCAGGUUCCGAUUUGACGGGCACCCGAUCAAGGAAACAGACACGCCAGCGCUGCUGGAGAUGCAGGAUGAAGAUAUAAUCGAUGUGUUCCAGCAGCAGACAGGAGGCAUAUGCUAA